AUGCCUGCUGAGAGGCUGGGGCUGGCAGCUGAGCGUCAGGAAUGCACUGGAAGCACUGGAAAUAUAAUCCGUACUAUCCGGGACCCGGAGAAACCUAAUACUUUAGAAGAACUGGAAGUGGUAACAGAAAGCUGCGUUGAAGUGCAUGAGAUAGGUGAAGAUGAGUAUCUGGUUAUCAUCAGGUUUACACCAACAGUACCUCAUUGCUCGUUGGCUACUCUCAUUGGCCUUUGUUUAAGAAUAAAACUUCAGAGAUGUUUGCCUUUUAGACAUAAGCUGGAAAUCUACAUAUCUGAAGGUACACAUUCCACGGAGGAGGACAUCAACAAGCAAAUAAAUGACAAAGAGAGAGUAGCAGCUGCGAUGGAGAAUCCAAACUUGCGUGAAAUCGUGGAGCAGUGUGUUACAGAGCCUGACUAG
Molecule: messenger RNA, 420 nt
Organism: Opisthocomus hoazin
Lineage: Eukaryota; Metazoa; Chordata; Aves; Opisthocomiformes; Opisthocomidae
Source: RefSeq, a predicted model, not a curated record